AUGGGAGAGUUAGCUCCGGACCAGUCGACCGUCCUAGAGACCUUCAGGAGUUGCUGUGCUGCAGAAGGCCUGUUGGGGCGUCGGGAGGGGUUACAAGCUGGAGAUGUUGUUGAUGGGAUCAACGACAACACUACUCUUUUACGAUAUUUGGGGGCUCGUCGCAUGGAUCCAAAAGCGGCUCUGAAGCAAUUGCAAGAGGCAACCCAGUUUCAGGCCGACAGACAGGUUCUUCGUCUGUAUGAUCUGAUCUCCGUAGAGCAUUAUGAGGAGACGCGAAAGCUGUAUCCUCACUGGACGGGCCGACGGGACCGCCGAGGGCGACCUAUCCUGGUGCUCGAUCUUGCUCAUUUGAACGCAUCCACUAUGGCAGCCUGGAGAAAGACGCGCGACAUUUCAAGGAACACUGAAUUAACUGCAUCGGGUACUAUAAUUCCGGAUAUGGAACAACGCGCAGCAAUCUAUUUUGACAGCAUUACUCGAUUCGUGCUCCCGCUUUGCUCGGCCAUGAGCGACCGUCCCGACCCGACCNCCCCCAUCGACAAAUCCAUGUACAUCGUCGAUGCCUCCGCCCUAUCUCUGAAGCAAGCCUGGGAUUUGCGGGAAUUUGCACGCGAUAUCAGCUGGAUCCUCUCGACCUGCUAUCCGGAGACUAUUGAUCGAAUCAUUUUGGGCAAUGCGCCCUUCUACUUCGCCAAGAUAUGGGCUUUUAUGAAGAACUUUGUCGACCCCAUAACGGCUGACAAGCUGGUGAUCACCAGGCCCGCGGAUGCAUACGCGACCAUGGCGGAACACAUGGACCACAAGGACAUUCCAAGCCAGUUCGGAGGAGGUUUCCAGUUCACCAAUGGGAUGCUGCCGGACCUGGAUGAGGGGAUUCAGCAGGCUCUACAAUGGACCAGCUCCAGUAAGGAGGCACUCCCGCAAGGGCCACUCAAGUGGACCGAAGACGAGAAUGGACAGCGAAGGGCCGUGGCAACAGGAAGUAUUGAUGGCCGGCAAAGAAGUGAGGAAGUUGCAAUCCUCCCAGUCAACCCCACCACUUUACCUUCCGAACUGCCGAAUUGA
Molecule: messenger RNA, 1065 nt
Organism: Aspergillus niger
Lineage: Eukaryota; Fungi; Ascomycota; Eurotiomycetes; Eurotiales; Aspergillaceae
Exons: 4
Coding region: 1-1065 (354 amino acids)
Source: RefSeq, a predicted model, not a curated record